ACAGCGUUCCCCGCAACAGCUGCGAGCUACCUUGUUAUAUUCCUCCUCGUUACGGAAGUACUGAAGCCGGCAAAGGGGGGCCAGUAGAGAAACAGGAGAGGAGCAGGGCAAGUUAUAAACGGCCGCAUUGUCACACGGCGGUCCCGGACAACAUUACGGCACCGUACAAGUCGAGGACAUCACCAGAACAUUAAAGGCUUCUCCGAUGUUCGUGCGGGAUUAUAACACGACAGCGAGACGAGUAGAGGUGCGGAGUGGAUUUUAUUAAACAGGACUGUAGGAUUAUAGGAGUGCCAUGGCCACCAUGGACCAAAGUUUGCAUAUUCUGCAGAAAACGACCGACGUCUCGAGCGACAAGAUCGUUCAAGAUGUGCCGACGGGGCUCGCGCUGGACAUGAGCUUAAGUAUGGACAGACGAAACGAUUUCGCGGUUCAACCAAUGGUCGGACUUCCGGACAAAAUUCCCCUAGUUAAACCUUACUUUAAAAAGAAACACGGACAACGAAAACUUGACACCAAAUGUCUACACCGGGCUCUCGAAGACCCUAUUCUCCAGACCUUGCUGAGUACGGACGCUCUGGUCACAGGCGACGGAGUGUUUGUCCCUCACAGUCAAACGAGUCGGACCCCGGGAAACAUAUGCGCGGCGGCGGUGGUGAAACAAACAUGUAUCGGUCAGGUGUGUCUGAAGAAUUCGGGGGCUGGCGGUGCGGUGGCAGGGUUGUUGGCCCACGACACCGACGCGGAAAUGGCCGACACUACAGCGGAACUGGAAGAGACGGAGCGACGGAGAGUGGAGCGGCCAAAGCUCGCGGGACUAGCGAUUCAGAGGGUCGCGAUGGAUUCUAACUCUGACAACCACUGCUUUCAACUGAAGCCUUCCCUAGGUGCCGUGAGUCCAGCGGCCGGGGGGACUGUUGCAAUGACAACACCUACCCGGGUCACUCCCAUAGUAUCACCCCCACCUCCUCGCCAAGAUAGGGGCAUUAAAACCGGUGACCUCUUCGCCUCUGAAGCCUUGCGGGGGGCAAAUUGCCUCCCCAUCAAAGCGACCAGAGGCCCUCCUCCACUCACCCAGGCCUCUCAGUCUGACAAAGGAGUGAUAUUUCAGAAUAAAAGUGAGGAGGCCUCAUUGGACCUGGUCUUUGAGCUUCUCACUCAGCUUCAGUAUCAUACGCACCAGUCGGACGCGGUGUCCGUUUGUGUGGAUUUCCUGCAGGGUCUGUGUGUGUACGGCAGUGACUGUGCCCACCACCAUACUGUGUUGCCCUACCACUGGCAGAUCCACAGCAGCAGCAGUCACACCUGGCAGAGCAUAGCGGACGAGUCCCAGGAGCAGCUGGAGAGACUGUACUGCAACCCAGACAACGAACAAGUCAGGCUCAAAUUCAAGGGUCGAGUGUUCUCCCUGGACUUCGGGGCCUUGCUGGUGUGUGAUAUGGAGUUUGACCGUGUCCGGAGGCUGUCCACGCCCCCCAGCCCAGCGAAUACACCCCCAAGCCCCAGCCCCAACCCCGUCCCAAGCUGCCACACGGUGUGGAAGUACUACUGCAGAGACAACUUCGGCUGGAGGGAAUACUCAGAGCCGGUGGUGAGGUUGAUUGAGGAGGCAAGCGGCCGCGGGCUGAAGGAGGUGCGCUUCAUCACACUGCAGAACCAGUACAUCCUCAACAUCAAGGAGGGCUUCCAGCAGAACGCCGUGUUUGGCUUCCGCCGGCAGAUCAAGAAGCGCCCCAUGUACACGUCGUCGGUGAUGCUGUCGCCGCACCUGCAGACUCUAGGCGCCCUCUCCUCUUCUCCUCACCCCUCCUCUUCCGUGGCCGAGCAGCUCUCCAGCCCUCUCCCGCUCUCGCCCACCACUUGCAACCCUACCCUCUUCCCCGAGACGUGGUUGCCCAUGGCGACCAGCCAGGACUUCCUGCAGGUGCCGGUCUCCCGCGAGGACCGGAGCUACCGCACGGUGUACAGCCUGUUCCACAAGACGGUGUCGGAGACCAUCAGGAUCCUCAAGAUCCUGCGGGUGCAGAACCCCUUCCUGUAGAAAUACAAGAGGAAGAAGGAGUACAUGUCCCGGCGGCUCUCGGAGAUGGACCGCAUGCUGAGCGAGCGCCACCUGUUUCACGGCACCUCGGCCGACGUGGUGGAGGGCAUCUGCAAGCACAACUUCGACCCGCGCGUCUGCGGCAAGCACGCCACCAUGUUCGGCCAGGGCUCCUACUUCGCCCGCAAGGCUGUCUACUCCCACAACUUCUCCAAGCGCUCGCCCAAAGGGGUCCACUGCAUGUUCCUGGCCAGGUCCUCACGGGCAGGUGCGUAACAGUGGUGUGUGUGUGUGUGUGUUUAGGAUACUAAAUGGAUUUGACUGCAAUAGCUACAGAAUGACAUGCGUUGGUUUUUCGUUGGACCAUGGCAUUAUCCGCGGUUCUGUCCCAUGACCACAGCGGUCACGCUUAUAGCGCUGGCAUUUUAAACCACUGCAUGCAUGUACGCACGCGUGCAUUGCGUGCCCAUAUCCGACCGAAUUCCCGUCAACGCAUGCCACUUCACUCCCACGCCGUACUUUUUGUGUCUUUUAAGCAUCCACAACGUCUUUAAAA
Molecule: messenger RNA, 2597 nt
Organism: Gadus macrocephalus (Pacific cod)
Lineage: Eukaryota; Metazoa; Chordata; Actinopteri; Gadiformes; Gadidae
Gene: tiparp
Product: TCDD-inducible poly(ADP-ribose) polymerase
Molecular function (GO): zinc ion binding; NAD+ poly-ADP-ribosyltransferase activity
Source: RefSeq, a predicted model, not a curated record